Gigantopelta aegis is the source of this 4990-nucleotide messenger RNA. Its product is annotated as serine/threonine-protein kinase RIO3-like. NCBI's taxonomy places the organism in Eukaryota, Metazoa, Mollusca, Gastropoda, Neomphalida, Peltospiridae. Gene Ontology annotation, cellular component: cytosol; preribosome, small subunit precursor. Bases 346 to 1998 code for a protein of 550 amino acids. The record is from RefSeq and is a predicted model, not a curated record. Gene Ontology annotation, molecular function: ATP binding; protein serine/threonine kinase activity. The transcript has 12 exons. Gene Ontology annotation, biological process: protein phosphorylation; maturation of SSU-rRNA.
GCCAACAGCUGUUGUGCAAUUUCUUUUCUAUCUUUUUCUAAUAAUAAAUACAUUGUAAUCAUUUAUAUUUAUGCUAAAUAUUUCACAACAUAUCACUAAAGAUAAAAUACCAUUUUAAAACUCUCCCGAAACAGUUAACGCUGGUUAAGACAAGCUGAGUACAAGUUAGAAAUCGCGAUUAGUUUUAUACAGUUGGUGGCCAAAUAUUUGGGAUUUAUAAUUUUAUUUCGAAACUAUUUUAUCAAGACAAAUCUGCCAGUGUCAGUUGUUACUUCAUUUUUUUCUAAAUAUAUAAAGCUGUUAUCCCACGAAACCAGAAACUUAAAAGAACAUUUCUUCUCAACAAUGGAAGGAACAAUAACAGAAAACCCACUCACUACAUCCAAUGCUUGGGCGAAAACGUCAACACCAGUUAGCUCCCCCUGGGGUAAGAAGGUUGAAGUGAUGCCCUGUUCCCUGGAAGACGUGAUGAGUGAACAGCUGGCAUCAGAACUGGCCAUUCAGGAGACUCGGCGAGUGGAUAUCACACCAGUAGACAGCUGCUGUUCUGGAGCGGAGUCUGCUGAUGACUUAAGUUAUCUGCUGACAGACCAAUCGAAACUUGAUGGGUGUAAUGAUGAACUGAUCGCCCGCAUGCUGCAGCUUGAGUUUGAUCGGGAGCACAACGCCUUGCUUACCAAGGAACAGCAGAAGUUAAAUGGCUCAAACAAAGUGUGCAUAUCGUUUGAGAAUUACAAGACACUUCAUCCUUCGUAUGAGGAGGAAGACGAUGAGGAGAAAUUGAAAGAACUUCAAAAUAGAGAACCCGAAGAAACUAAAUGGCAUGAGAAGACACCACAGAUAGGUCGGUCUGGAUUUGUGUGUGAGGGGAGCAAAAUCACGACGAAACAUGACAAGGUUAUCUGUGGCAGACGUAAUGCUGAACGACUGAUGGAGUUUCCACCUGAGUUUGACAGCGGCGAUGGUGAGGGGAUGGACAUGCAAUUACCCAACCAUGUGUACAACUCUCUGAAGGUUCACUCGAUUCGCGAAAACAACCGAGCACAGAGACUGCAUGAGAAGAAGGAGCACUCCACCGCUGAACACGCUGUCGAUUCCAAGACGAGACUGAUGAUGUACAAACUCGUCAACUCCGGCAUCCUCGAAUCGGUGACGGGCGCUAUCAGCGGAGGCAAGGAGGCCCAGGUGUUUCACGCAUUCGGCGGAGAAGUGGAAGAUAAAUGUUUGCCAAAAGAGUGUGCACUCAAAGUGUACAAGACUACUCUGAAUGAGUUCAAGAAUCGCGAGAAGUAUAUCCAUGGAGACCGGCGUUUCUUCAAGGACGACUUCAAGAAAGCCAACCCAAGAAAGAUCAUGAAAUUGUGGGCAGAGAAAGAAGCCUACAAUUUGAACAGAAUGAAGAAGUUCUCUGUGCCCUGUCCAAGUGUGGUGGCCUUGAAGAAACAUGUACUGGUGAUGUCCUUCAUCGGGAAAGACGGGCAUCCAGCGCCAAAACUCAAAGAUGCUAAAUUGUCACCAGAAAAUCUUGAAGAUGCCUUUGACCAAACGGUUAAAAUAAUGAAGAAGCUGCAGACGGAGUGCAGUCUGGUCCACGCAGACCUCAGUGAGUUCAACAUGCUGUGGCACAACAACACCGUGCACGUGAUCGACGUCAGCCAGUCAGUCGACCUGAUGCAUCCCAAGGCCAUGGAGUUCCUCUACAGAGACUGCUACAAUGUUAACAAGUUUUUCGACAAGAGAGGAGUGCACAAUGUUCCUAGUCCAGAGAAGUUGUUUAACGACGUCACUGGUCUCGACAUACAAGGAACAGGUGCAGAUUUUGUUGCACAGGUUCAGCGAUGCGACAAGGAAAGAAAGGAGGCCCUGACUAGUCACAGCAACCAGUACAAGGAAUACGCAUUUGAUUACUUCUUUGACAUCUCACAGUCGGAAAGAUCGGCGGCUCUCGACAAACUAGUUCUCUCAGACAGCGAUGAGGAAGUCGUAGACACCAGGUGAAGCAGGUUCCGUCUGUAACACCAAUUCUCAUUGGAAGUUGCAGUGUACCUGCUAUGUAACGUUUAUUGUGAUUGGUCAAGCCGUCUGCUCAGGUUGAAGAUGUGUGAGAGGGUGAUGACAUCAGUAAAACAUUUUAGGCCAAAUUUACAAAGCCUGUUUUUGUCUUACAUGAGGUUUCUACACUGUUUGUAUUGCUUAAACAUUCGCAUUUAAGAAAAACAGGUAAAUGUGGCACUUUAUUUUUAGUCAGAAGUAUUGUUUUUUAAGUCAGAAUAUUGUACCAGUUAGUUCCAAACUAUACCAGUCGAUUGCAAAAUAUAUAAGUAAACUGCAUUUUGUGAUGUGUGUACAGUGGAACAGGUGGCCAAUGUUAAUAGGUGCCUGCACCACCUGUUAGGACAGCUACUACAACCAGAUGGAGUUGUAUAGCCAAAACACUCAGGAAAUAGAUGAAGAUAUGAUGAUUUUGAAAAUGAUAAAUGUCAUUAGAGCAGUGAGAAUGCAUUCUGUUAGCAGUAUUGGUUUCAAACUAUAGUCUGUCCCAUCAUUCUAUAAAAAUGUUUUUUGUAAAUAAUUUCAAUUUGGUUUGACGUAAGAAGAAAUUGAAUCAAAGUGUUUUGGAAAUAACAAAAAAACCUAACUAUUUUUGUGUGCAAUUUAGAAAUCAGUUGGCUCAGAAAUAAAUAACUUGUAGUAAAUUCCAUACUAUGAAAAAAGAUGUUCCUUGUGGGAUGGACCAUAGGUGAUUUUCAGAUGGAUCUGGGUAGUGAGACCUAAAGUAAAUUUUAUUCAGCUUUUUAUCUGCGAAUUCCUGUAAAAGGCAUUUUGAAUGCUAACAGAGUGAGAUGUGCAUCCUUCUUUGUUGUAGCCAUGUACAGUAACGUACUUGACUGGAUUUGGUGAAAUCAAUGAUAAAAAUAUUUGUGAACGGAAUGUUUGCACAUUGUUGUUUAUUCAACAUUAAACCAAGAAGGGUAUGUUGGAUAAUACUUACAUGGAAGUGAAUGCAUGCCAUUGUCAAAUGGAUCUUACAGAAAAGUAUACUGUUAAUACAUGUAUAUGGCAUAACAUAAAUGCAUUAUAUGUUGGUGAAUUUCAAUGGAUCUUACAGAAAAGUAUACUGUUAAUACAUGUAUAUGGCAUAACAUAAAUGCAUUAUAUGUAGGUGAAUUUCAAUGGAUCUUAUAGAAAAGUAUACUGUUAAUACAUGUAUAUGGCAUAACAUAAAUGCAUUAUAUGUUGGUGAAUUUCAAUAGAUUAUAAAUUUGAUAAACCUACUUCUGUAAAAGAAACUGGUAGGGUUCAUACUAAUCAUUGGAAUGCAGUGUUCUUUUGAAUACAUGUACACUUACAUUUUGCUUUUAUGUAUAGAUUGAAUGUCCAUAUUCAUUCAGAUAAAUACUUUUAUUUUGCCCCCCCCCCCCCAGCUCCAAAAAAAAGAACUUUGUGAAAGUCUUAGCAAGUUUAUAUAAUAUUUUUUCUUAGAAAGCCACCCAAAUACGAGGUUUGUAAAAAAAGCUUUCUAUGUCUUUCGUUCUUAGAUUUCUUAGAUAUAUACACAGUAUUUGAACUGAUCAUGUCAACAGGCUCAUGAAUUUGUGGCCUCUUUAUAAAUUGUUAUGUAUGAAAAGCACAUUGCAGGGAACGUUUUGUUCAGUAUCGCAUCUCGAUUCGCUACACAAGUUUCAGAGAUCAGAGAUCACUGAACAGUUUUAAAACAUUUAAACAGUAAUUUCCUAUUGAUUAUAAAUCUAACUAAAUGAAAUUUUAAUACAAAAUGUUCCCUGUGUGGUCAUGUUUAUUGCAAAGAAAUACUUUUGAUACCCAGAAAGUAUGAGAGCUACAUGUGUGUUAGUAUUUGUUAGUGCAUUGGACAGAGUAUGUUGUUGCUAUGUUCCUUUACUGUUUGUUAUUUUGUAGUUUGUUGUAGUUACAAUCAAGAACUAAAAUUCAGAAAAAUUAAAAUAAUGUACAUCAGUUUACACUGGACUCACUGGAUUCAAGGUGAAACCGACUGCUUAGGGUCCAUUUAGAUAGUACGUAAGGCUCGAGGGGGUGGGUGGGUGUAGGUCCAAAUGUUAUGUGGGGUUACAAGAGGUGGGUGGGUGUAUUUAACAGCCUUAUGUAACACUUUUUUAUUAUUACUAAUUUAUUGGGGUUUUGAGGUGGGUUUUCAUAAACACUGUCACGGCAACAGUGUUUAGCGUAGGCCUACAUGUAGUUAUAGCUAGACAUAUACACACAAUAAGGAUUAUAAAUGGAGUUGAAAUCCAUAUUUAUGCUUUGCCAAAUUUCAAAACAGUAUGUUAACAUUAUAUUACACCCAUCGCAUGACUCAUUUGUGAAUGGGAAAGGGGUGUGUGUGUCUAAUUUUAACAAAAAUAGUGUUACGUAAUAUCUGACCAGCCCCUUACACAUUGUUGGAUUAAACCGAUUUUUCCCAGCUGUUGUCAGUAAAUGGGAGUCCUAUGGUGUGCUGGAUUAUGCAGGCACCCAUUUCGACAAAGUCCACUGUAUUCAGAUUGCUCUAAUAGUGCUGACACAAAAUAUAUUUACAAGUGUGUUGUCCAUCUUUCUACUAUAUUGUGCAUUUAAAACCCAAUUCUUCAGAAGUCUAGGUUAAUGUGUCCAUUAUCAUAAUUAUAACCUUUGAUUAAUGUUGACCAAAUGCAUUUUAUGUCUUAUUUUACAUUAUCUUUUUUACAUUAGUUUUUUAAUCAUUUACAGUUAUUUCAUAAACCUUUAGGAAAAAUUGAUAAACCUAGAUAAAUCUACGUUUUGUUAUUUUUAAAUGGAAAUAUUUGAUGAAAUACUGAGAAAGCUGCAUGCUAUAAUGUACACUUGUGAAAAAACGGUCCUGUUAGGAACAAGCUUUUCUACUAUACUUUUUGCUUUUCAAAUGAGUCCGAUAAUGUUAUAUCACUGAAUUGUAUCUUUUUAUUUAUUGAAAAAAAGAUGAUAUAAUUAUUUUCACAAUAAAUAUUUAUAUUCA